Messenger RNA from Brassicogethes aeneus, 1236 nucleotides. The record is from the annotation of a GenBank genome assembly. Lineage: Eukaryota; Metazoa; Arthropoda; Insecta; Coleoptera; Nitidulidae.
AUGCCUAUAACUCUUGAAGAUCUGUAUGCGCUUAUUAAACAAGAAAAUAAAAAUCUAUCAACCGAAAUUAAUAACUUAAAACUCGAAAUUAAAGAUGAGCUACAAGAACUAAAAUCUGAAAAUUUAAAAUUAAAAAACGAAAAUAUUGCGUUAACUGAAAAAAUUUUACAAAUCGAAAGAAAACAAAAGAAAUACAGCAUAUUUUUAUAUGGACUAAAGGAAGACGAAAAUAGAACUGAAGAAAACAUAAUAAAAAUUUUAAAAGAAGACCUAAAUAUAAAUUGUUCUGUCAAGGAUUUUAGAGAUAUAUACAGGGUAGGCAAAAAGACAAAUAAACCGAGACCCGUAUUUAUGGAGGUAGUUAACUAUCCUUUGAAAACAAACAUUUUCAAAAAAGCUGCUGCCAAUUCCGAAGCUUUAAAAAGAAGGCAAAUAUAUUUUACACCAGAUUACACAAGCGAAGAAUACUCCAAACGAAAAACACUUAAUAAGUACUUAAAGGAGGCAAAAGAAAAGGAAUUUAAAGCUAAAAUUGUUAAAAAUAAACUUAUUGUAAAUAAUAAAGACCUAUGUAAAAACAGUGAAAUAUUUAAUAAAGAAGAACAGGAGGAAUUAUUAAAUAACGCGGAAGAACACCUGGAAGAAGAAGAUAACUCUAAAUCUAAAGAACAAAAACAAAACAAAAGAAAAUUGGACAUAACACCUUCUAAACCAACAGGGACCGAACUCGAGCAGUUUUGCUGCGCCGUCUCUGGUUUUACUUUGGACGAAUACAAAGCCGUUGUCGCUAUCUCUUCGGUAACGGUAGCGGUCGCGGUCACAACGGAAGUCAUCCCACCAUCGACGAGAUUUGAUUCUUCUUCACCUCAUGUUCAUGGACAGCGAGAUGAACAACAAAACGCGACUACGUUUGAGCCGGGCAACGACGACGACGAAGUCGCAGAUGAUAUCAACGACGUUCCGGAUUUUUCUUCACCUCAUGGACAUGGACAACGAGAUGAACAACAAAACGCGACUACGUUUGAGCUGGAUAACGAGGACGACGACGGCGAUAGUUGUCUGGUUAAAAAUUUGAAUAUUUCAGACAACGUCAACGAAGACGACAAAGUCUCAGGUUAUAACAACGACGUCCCGUCGGAUGAUGGUAGUCCUCGAGAUAAUCUUUCAACAAAACGUAAAGCCACAGCCUCACGCGACGAUGAUCAUAGUUCUGAUGAGUCCUCCAAGAAAGCAUAG